Molecule: messenger RNA, 876 nt
Organism: Arthroderma uncinatum
Lineage: Eukaryota; Fungi; Ascomycota; Eurotiomycetes; Onygenales; Arthrodermataceae
Exons: 5
Coding region: 1-876 (291 amino acids)
Cellular component (GO): plasma membrane; endoplasmic reticulum
Source: RefSeq, a predicted model, not a curated record
AUGAUGCAUACCAUGGGAGAUAUUGGGGUUCCUCCCAUUAACCCUAUCCCGGGCCCUCCUAACCCGAUCAUGGAAGAGGCAUCAGGGGUCGGCCGGCGGUGUCUAUGGGUCGUUGCGGUUUUGAUGCUACUUUCAUCCCUUGUCUUCUAUGUUCUUGCUGGAAGAGUUCCCGAACAAAAACGGUUUUUUCACGUUCUGGUAUCCCUCGUAACCACAAUCUCCUUCCUCUCGUACCUUGCUAUGGCUAUGGGAUACGGAGUGUCCUACAACCAUUACGUCUACCACAAACACCACAAAAAGGCCCCUGAUACGUAUCUUGAUACUUGCCGCGAAGUUUACUGGAUUCGAUAUGUCAACUGGAUGUUGACAGUUCCUUUGAUUCUUACCUGCCUCACCUUCCUAUCCGGCCUCAACGGAGCCAGCCUACUUGUGUCGAUCUCCGCGGCUCUUAUCAUGUUUAUCUCCGCUCUCAGCAGCGCAUUCAUGAAUCAACACCAACAGUGGGCAUGGUACACAAUUGCUUGUCUAGCAUACUUGACUAUUGCGUACCAAAUUGGCUACCACGGCCGAAGAGUCUCUCAAGCAAAGGACCAGCAGGCACGCACCUUCUAUUCUUCCAUUGCAAUCUUCUCUCUAGUGAUCAUGCUUGUCUAUCCUAUAAUCUGGGCGAUCUCCAACAACGCUCGGAAGAUGAGCAUCAACGCAGAGAUUAUUUCUUAUGCGGUUCUGGACAUAUUGCUCCAAGGCGCCUUUGGCUACUGGCUCAUAGUCUCCCAUGACAAGAUCAGAUCCAUUUCGACCUCGCUAGAUGGCUUCUGGGCCAACGGAACCAGCGGCGAGGGAAACAUCCGGGUAGGAGAAAACGAGCAAGUAUGA